UAUUUGAGCCCCCUCCCUAUUUCAUAUUUACCCCAGACAGGCACACCUUUUCUUGUUCACUGUUCUUCAACCAUCUCUUUCUCUCCCUCCCUCUCUCUCUCACUCUCUCUGUGUACCAGAAACCACUGUUCUUCAUCUAAGGAAAUGGAGAAUCCCGAUUCAGAGCUUCUGCCCCCACCACCAGCUGAAAUACCACCAGAUGUUAUUCCUGAACAAGUUCAACCAGAAAAGGAACCAGAAAAGAACCCUGAUCUUAAUAACAACUCAUCAAAACCAAAGCGAGUCCUAAUGCAAAGGCCCGGUAUUGGGUCUAGAGGACGAAAGACGACAUUUAUUACCAAUCAUUUCAAAGUCGGCUUUGGUAAUACUAGUGGCCACUUUUAUCACUACUGUAUUUCUCUCUUCUAUGAGGAUGAUCGCCCUGUCGAGGGAAAAGGUAUAGGUAGGAAAGUGCUGGACAAAGUCUAUGAGACUUAUGAAUCUGAGUUGGGAGGCAGGGAUUUUGCUUACGACGGGGAGAAGAGCUUGUUCACAGUUGGUUCUCUCCCGCGCAACAAAAUGGUGUUUACAGUUGUCCUUGAUGCUGUUGUGUCAAAGAGGACUGUGGAGAAUGGUGGAAGUGGCAGUCCAAAUGGGGGUGACAUCAAGAGGAUGAGGCGUUCCUCCCAGUCUAAAACAAUUAAAGUAGACAUUAGUUUUGCAGCCAAGAUUCCGGUUCAGGCUAUUGGAAAUGCUUUGAGAGGUCAAGAGACAGAGAACUCUCAAGAGGCUCUGAGAGUCUUGGACAUUAUCUUGAGGCAGAUUGCGGCAAAACAAGGAUGUCUACUUGUCCGCCAGUCAUUUUUCCAUGAUAGCCCAAGGAAUUUCACAGAUCUAGGAGGAGGCGUCCUUGGUUGCAGAGGGUUUCAUUCCAGUUUUCGAGCUACCCAAGGCGGACUAUCCUUAAACAUGGAUGGGUCUACAACGACAAUAGUACAGCCAGGGCCACUGGUUGAUUUUAUAAUUGCCAAUCAAAAUUGUAGAGAUCCGUUUCAGGUUGACUGGGCAAAGGCCAAAAGAACGAUUAAAAAUCUGAGAAUCAAGAUCACGACGACCAACCAGGAGUACAAAAUUACUGGAUUGAGUGAGAACAAAUGCCAAGACCAGAUGUUCUCCAUGAGGUCCCGCAGUUCCAAAGAUGAAAAUGGCGAAGCUGAAAAUAUUGAAUUGUCAGUGUAUGACUAUUUUGUAAAAACUCAAGGGAGGAAGUUACAAUACUCGGCAGAGCUACCCUGCAUUAAUGUUGGCAAACCAAAACGGCCUACUUAUUUCCCGAUUGAGUUUUGCACUCUUGUUUCGCUGCAACGCUACACAAAGGCAUUAACUGUUAUUCAGAGAUCAUCACUGGUAGAAAAGUCAAGACAGAAGCCUCAGGAAAAGAUAAAUAUCCUGACUGAGACAAUGAAAAACAACAAUUAUGCUGCUGACCCAAUGCUACGUUCAUGUGGUGUUACUAUCCAGAGUCAGUUUACUAAGAUAGAUGGUCGAAUUCUUGUUGCUCCAAAGUUGAAGGCAGGUGGUAAUGACGAACUUUUUACUCGAAAUGGUCGAUGGAACUUUAACAAUAAGAAAUAUGCAGAGCCUGCUAAAAUUGGGGACUGGGCUGUUGUCAAUUUUUCUGCCCGGUGUGAUGUUCGCAACAUCUGUCUAGAUCUGGCGAGAAUCGGAGAAACAAAGGGAAUUUCAUUCUCACCACCAAAAGCUGUUGUUGAGGAGUUGGCACAGUUUAGACGAGCACCGCCACCAAUUCGGGUUGAUAAAAUGUUUGAUCAGUUGAUGGCAGAAUUCCCCACGGAACCUCCACGCUUUAUUCUGUGUCUUCUUCCUGAUAGGAAGAAUUGUGACUUAUAUGGUCCAUGGAAGAAGAAGAAUCUCUCAGAGUUUGGAAUCUUUAAUCAGUGUAUGUGUCCCUUCAGGGUCAAUGACCAGUAUCUGAACAACCUUUUGCUGAAGAUUAAUGCCAAGCUUGGUGGCUUGAACUCUUUGCUUGCUGGUGAAGUUGCACGAAAUCUUCCUGUUGUAUCAAACAAGCCUACCAUGAUAUUUGGCAUGGAUGUCUCGCAUGGAUCUCCUGGUCAUGCUGAUGUGCCUUCAAUUGCUGCAGUUGUCAGUUCAAGGCACUGGCCUCUUAUUUCGCGCUACAGGGCAUCUGUUCGAUCCCAGUCCCCUAAAGUUGAGAUGAUAGAUGGUCUUUUUAAACCUGGGUCUGGCAAUAAUGAUAGUGGUAUUGUAAGGGAGCUGUUGUUGGACUUCUAUACAAGCUCGGGGAAACAAAAGCCCAGUCAAAUUAUAAUAUUCAGGGAUGGUGUCAGCGAAUCACAAUUCAACCAGGUUCUAAACAAGGAGCUGGAUCAGAUAAUUGAGGCUUGCAAGUUCCUAGAUGAAAAUUGGUCACCACAGUUCACUUUGAUUGUUGCUCAAAAGAACCACCACACGAAGUUCUUCCUAGAAGGAUCUCAAGACAAUGUUCCUCCUGGAACUGUUAUUGAUACACAAGUCUGUCACCCAUCUAACAAUGACUUCUACAUGUGUGCACAUGCUGGGAUGAUAGGGACAACAAGGCCAACUCAUUACCAUGUUUUAUACGAUGAGAUUGGUUUUUCAGCUGAUGACCUUCAGGAACUUGUUCAUGCCUUGUCCUAUGUCUACCAGAGAAGCAACAAUGCGAUAUCCAUAGUUGCACCUGUCCGCUACGCACACUUGGCGGCCAGCCUAGUCUCGCUAUUCAAGAAGUUUGAUGAAAUGUCAGAGACGUCUUCGUCCCACGGAGGUGUUACUGGUGUUGGAGCGCCACCUGUGCCUGAACUUCCAAAGCUGCACAAAAAUGUUUGCUGCUCUAUGUUCUUCGUUUAGUGCUGCUGAUAAGUUAGUUUUUAAGUAGCAACUGAGCUCUUGGCUCCUCCUAUGAAUUUUAGUAUGCACGUAUAUCAACUGCAGACCUUUUGGCUGCCCAGUAAGUUAGCAGCAUCUGCUGCUGAACUUGUAACUUUGGUAGUCCGGUGUUGCUAGUUAAGCACUUGAACUUUUUCGGCUGCA
Molecule: messenger RNA, 3075 nt
Organism: Daucus carota subsp. sativus
Lineage: Eukaryota; Viridiplantae; Streptophyta; Magnoliopsida; Apiales; Apiaceae
Product: protein argonaute 4A
Exons: 23
Coding region: 145-2892 (915 amino acids)
Biological process (GO): regulatory ncRNA-mediated post-transcriptional gene silencing
Cellular component (GO): cytoplasm
Molecular function (GO): RNA endonuclease activity; protein binding; RNA binding
Source: RefSeq, a predicted model, not a curated record